Messenger RNA from Guyanagaster necrorhizus, 1362 nucleotides. RefSeq names its product HD-domain/PDEase-like protein. The record is from RefSeq and is a predicted model, not a curated record. Gene Ontology annotation, molecular function: 3',5'-cyclic-nucleotide phosphodiesterase activity. The transcript is spliced from 4 exons. The annotation marks the transcript as partial. Gene Ontology annotation, biological process: signal transduction. NCBI's taxonomy places the organism in Eukaryota, Fungi, Basidiomycota, Agaricomycetes, Agaricales, Physalacriaceae.
AUGUCUGGACCAUCAGGCAUGCGACGGCAGACAAGACCAAAGAGUGCUGAUGUCGGUGGUCUGCAUCUCGCGACUGCCAGUGAAUCUCAAGGUUACGGAUGGGUUGGGAGUUCCUCUGCCCUCCAGACCCAGUUCGCUGAACUAUUAUGUGAUAUGUACAACGAGACGCUCCAAGCUGUCAGUGACCAUGAUCAUGACUUGUGUGUCUCCAAUACCUUCUGCCCUGCUCCUGCACUGACCUUCCGCAGUACUCUAUCCGCCGAUCUGCCUCCAGACAUCCGCCGUCGCCUCAUCUAUUCUCUAAACUCGUGGAAUUUCGAGCCCCACAAGCUAUCCCAAGAUGAAGUGUUGGCAUGUACGAUGAUCUUGUUUGAGGGCCUGUUUCGCAUCGAUGGAAUGAAGGAGGCAGUGGGCGUGUCUCUCCAACAAAUGGGUCCAUUCAUACACCAUCUGCGAGGAAUAUACCGAUACGAAAAUUCGUAUCAUAACUUUGAACAUGCUCUAGAUGUCCUCCAAGCUUCAUAUUCCUUCCUCAAAUCGGCCGGGAUGGUGCCCUCCCUAGUUAUCUUGCUUCAGAACGGACGGAUGUGGAGGAGCCAUCGGCCCUACGACAGUGGCCCUCUCAUUACUUCUCUUGGCUUGUGCGACCUCUUCUUGUUGUGCAUUGCCGCUAUAGGACAUGACGUAGGCCAUCCUGGUUUUACGAAUGUCUUCAUGAAAAACGCGCAGACCCCUCUCUCAGUCGUGUUUAAUGAUCAUUCUGCCCUCGAACAGAUGCACUGCUCUCUUCUACUCCGAACGCUGCAGCAUCACGGGCUGGGUGCGGUCCUGGAGCGGCCUCGGGCCAGACGUCUGUUAUGGGAGACGGUUAUGGCCACUGAUAUGAGUGUCCAUGCUGCCUUCAUGGAAAGAUUUACACGAACAGUGGCUGGAGAGGCAGCGUCGAUCACCCAAAGGAAGACUCUAAUAUGCCAGGCUAUCAUGAAGUGUUCAGACAUCAGUAACCCCAGUCGGCCGUAUCACGUCUCACAGCAUUGGGCCACGGCGCUUAUGGCCGAAUGGACGUCACAGGCUCAAUAUGAGAAGUCGCUGGCAUUACCCUGCACUGUCCAAUCAUCUGAGACGCCACUGAGCGAGGCGAAUUCUCAGGUGUUCUUCAUCAAAAUGUUUGCCAGGCCAUUGUUGGAGCUCGUGGCAAUGGCCGUUCCUGAGAUGCAAAUGUACGCUACGCAGUGUAUGUCCAACCUUCAUGAGUGGGAAAGACGUAAGGCAGAUCUCGAACAGCAACCGAUACCCACCAGAGUCAUUAAGAAGACAGACGAGUUCAAUGACUACAAUAAUGCCUUCCCGCUGACUCUCCCG